Molecule: messenger RNA, 813 nt
Organism: Nasonia vitripennis (jewel wasp)
Lineage: Eukaryota; Metazoa; Arthropoda; Insecta; Hymenoptera; Pteromalidae
Exons: 4
Coding region: 1-813 (270 amino acids)
Source: RefSeq, a predicted model, not a curated record
AUGGGCCUCGUCUCGUCGACCCUCAUGGCUGCGCUCAGGCUGUCCUGGAUCUGCCAGAAGCUCCUCGACCCCAGAUACAGUUGCAUCGAGGGAGGCGGCGAGACGGUUCCGGUGCGGAAGCCCCUGGAUGGCCCAGCCGCGUCAGCGACUUCCACCGCGCCGGUCACGUCCGAGCAACAGGCUGCCGCGACGGACUCGGCCGCAGUCUCGGAGCAGGGCCUCGCCGUCGCCAGCAAGAUGAACUCGGCCCUGGCGACCGGCAAUAAAUCGCCGGAGAACAACAACUCGCUGCACCAGGAGAACCGCAACAGGCGCGCGGCGCAGCUCAGGUUCAAGACCCGGCCGUCGAGCUUCGACGCGGCCCUCAUAGUCCGGGGUAGGAGCAAGAACUCGCUCCUCCUCGCCCCGACGCAGCCCUGCAGUCCGCUGAGGAGGAGGCGCAACGCCGCCCCCGCCGACUGGGACGACGCCAGCUCGUCCUCCGGAUGCUCCUCCGACCCUGGCUCGGCUUCCGACUCCGAUUCGGAGACCGAGCUGAGAGUCAGCGAGAACGUGAGCAACGAGGAGGGCAGCAAGCCCAUCGGCAUGUCCGCCGAGGAGGAGGAAGCCUUCCGGCUGACCGUCGGCCGGGGCCACUUUUCGCGCUCGAAGAAGGACCGCUUCCUCAACCACCUGAGGCUCGAGAAGCGGCUCAACGACCUCAACAACGACUACUUUGGCCUCGCCUGCAAGGGCCACCACCACCACCACCACCACCACCGACACCGCCACCUUCAGAGACGCCACUCCGGCGACCUGCACCGGAUCGUCUGA